This is a messenger RNA of Oncorhynchus gorbuscha (pink salmon), 1056 nucleotides long. RefSeq lists its product as uncharacterized. The transcript has 6 exons. Lineage: Eukaryota; Metazoa; Chordata; Actinopteri; Salmoniformes; Salmonidae. The coding region runs from base 1 to 1035 and encodes 344 amino acids. The record is from RefSeq and is a predicted model, not a curated record. Gene Ontology annotation, biological process: response to bacterium.
AUGUUUUACAUCAACUUGGUUUGUGCUUUCACCAAACCAAACGCAAUCCAACCAAUCCCUGUGAUGGUUACUGAGCUGGGAGGCACUGUGACUCUCACUUGCCUUUGUCCUAAUGUGUCGGUGACCAGAUUUAAUUGGUUCAAGCAGAGUUUUGGACAGGAACCCCUCCUCAUGGCAUCAUCUCUUUAUGUUGGCCAAGAUCAUUAUUAUUCCAAAAACUUUAUCAAGGACUUUACUGAGACCGAACGUUUGGGUGUGAGGAGAGGAGACUACAGCUGUAACUUGACCAUAUCCAAGACAGAGCCAGGGGACUCAGCUACAUACUUUUGUUCCACUACAGCCAUCUAUGAGCAAACAUUUGGAGAGGGAACUGUUUUAAUUGUCAAAAAUUCAGAGUCCAACAGCAUGUCUGUGCUCCAGCAGCCUGUGUCUGAGUCAGUCCAUCCAGGAGACUCUGUGACUCUGAACUGUACAAUUCACACUGAGACCUGUGCAGGAGAACACAGUGUCUAUUGGUUCAGACAUGGCUCAGGAGAAUCCCGUCCAGGAAUAAUUUACACCCAUGGAGACAGGAGUGAUCAGUGUGAGAAGAGCUCUGAGGCUGGGUCUCCUCCACAGAGCUGUGUCUACAACCUCCCCAAGAGGAACCUCAGCUUCUCUGAUGCUGGGACUUACUACUGUGCUGUGGCCUCAUGUGGGGAGAUACUCUUCGGGAACGGGACCAAGCUGGACAUUGAGGACCAUAGAGCAGAUCCUCUUCUCUUGGUGUCCUGCCUGGGUGUAGUAUUGUGUGUCACGUUCACCUUGAUCAUUGUCCUGGUUUGCAUCAUGUACAAGAUGAACAACACAACAUGUGUGCAGUGCAGAGGACUCGUCUCUCAGACCAGAGGUCCUGCAGUUACCAGAUCAGAUCUAGGGGACCAAGAUGGAGACAGUCUCCAUUACGUAGCUCUGAAUCUGAGCAACAAGAAGAACAGGUCUAGAAGACAGAGAGGUCACAUGGAGACAGUGGUGUAUGCUGGGAUCAGACAGUAGAACUGGAUGAAUGAACCAAUG